Arabidopsis lyrata subsp. lyrata is the source of this 1540-nucleotide messenger RNA. RefSeq names its product probable nucleolar protein 5-2. The transcript has 5 exons. The record is from RefSeq and is a predicted model, not a curated record. Gene Ontology annotation, molecular function: snoRNA binding. Lineage: Eukaryota; Viridiplantae; Streptophyta; Magnoliopsida; Brassicales; Brassicaceae. Bases 60 to 1271 code for a protein of 403 amino acids. Gene Ontology annotation, cellular component: small-subunit processome; box C/D methylation guide snoRNP complex.
UCGUCUUCUUCCUCGAUUCAUCUCUUUUUUUCUCUUCGCUCUCUCUCUCUGGGUUUGCGAUGCUUUUGCUGUACGAAACGUUCUGGGGUUAUGCCCUUCUGAGGGUGGUUGACGACGCGAUUUUGGUUGAUAAUGUACAUGCUUUGGCUACCCAUUUUCAGUCCGCGGAAGCAGCAAACGAAGCAGUGGUUCUAGUGGCUUUUUAUGAGUUUCCCAGCCAAAUUCAUGCUUUCGUAGAGCUCGAAUCCAUCAAAAUGAGUCUUAUGAGCCCUGCACUUCGUGGGUUCUUACUUGCUCACUGUCAAGUUGUUGGUGAAACCCUAGGCGUGGGUGACCCUGACCUUGGAGACAGGAUCAGCUCUGAUCUGCCUAUUCCUUGUCUUCACAACAUAGCUGUACAUGAGCUGCUUAGAGGUGUUAGAAGUCAGUCCUCAGCACUCGUGGGUGACCCUCCUCGUAUGGCUAGGGACAGGGCCUUGUCUCACAGGCUGGCUAGACAAGCAAUGGGGAUUGGUCUUGAACCUGACAUGAUGGAUGCCUUUAUUCGCACAACUGUUGGUCUUUACGAUGCUCUUGUCAAAGAACUGAAUACCUAUACGAUGAGGCUUAGAGAAUGGUAUGGACCUCAUUUUCCCGAGCUCUCUAGUAUCGUACAACCCCAAAUCCCAUAUGUCAAAUCUGUUCUGUUGAUGGGAGACAAGCUUAACGCUGCAAAUCUAGACUUCUCCGAGUUCCUAUCGCUUGAUGAUGAGCUGAGCCUGAAGGCAGCAGCUGUGCAUUCACAUGCACCACCUUUCAGUCAACUCGAGAUGCUGCUGAUCCAGAACUUCUGUCGAGAUGUGGUUCUACCUCUUCAUACCACCACAACUGCUCUUUUGGAUAGCCUCAAUGACCAUAUGCAAGCUUUUGCUCCCAAUCUGACUGCUCUAGUUGGAGUGCCAAUUGCUCCUCGCCUGAUUUAUCUUGGAGGUGGUUUAUCGAAACUCUCCAAGAUGCCUGCGAGCACACUUGAGACACUCGGAGCCAACGAAGCCACACCCAGGGAUGGUCUUAUCUACCGCUCACCUCUGGUUGAUCUAGCACCUGAGCCUUACAAGAGAAAGUUCUCGCGAACAUUAGCUGCUAAAUGUGCUCUUGCCAUUAGGAUUGAUGUUUUUGGUGCUGGCCAAGAUAACGCUAUGGGACUCCAAUACAGAGAUCUCCACCUUCAGACUAGGUUGGACCGUCUUCGUCAGGCAUAUAACAGAAGAUACCUCGGUUUACCUGCUUAGUGAGAGACUUUGAACCUGAAUUCAACUUGCAAGGUAUUCAAAGUUAUGAGAGAUCCAAGUAUAAUACCUAAGCCAUCAUCCGAGACUCCAAGUAUCAAAACCAAACUGUUUCCUAUGCUUUCCUUCUAUCUAUGUUUGAACUUUGACCCUUGCUGUUUGAUGACACUUUUAUGGAACUUGCAUUUGUCUUCUCUCUCCUUUGAACUUGUUUAUUGUGACAGUUUCAAGUACUUUGGAUGUCAAGUUUAGUGAAUUUGAUGUUUAAGUUU